Linum trigynum is the source of this 3333-nucleotide messenger RNA. NCBI's taxonomy places the organism in Eukaryota, Viridiplantae, Streptophyta, Magnoliopsida, Malpighiales, Linaceae. The record is from the annotation of a GenBank genome assembly.
CUAAUCAAUUUAUAUCUCUCUUCACCUAAGGUCAAAUCAAUUUUACCGUAACAACGAAUGUAUCUUGCUUUUCGUUCAGAAUACCAAAAUCCGCCGUGGUUUUUUUAUGACAACAAUGAUUUUUUCCUAAUCGAGUAUUUCUUUACUAUCUAUGGAUAAAUUAAAUAUAAUUAAAAUUAAUAAUAUCCAAAUUAAAUAAGUCAUUAUCAACGCAUUGAGUUCAAUCUUGGUUUGGACAUGCUGAUAUUCUGGCGUCCAGGGAAGAAAACCCCAAUCGUUAAACAUCAGUUUCCGAAACUAAGGAAAAUUAAAAAAAAAAAAAUUUGGUAAACUCAAGAAGUAAAUUAGAGGAAUUCCCAAGAGAAGAGGAGCCCAAUCCGACUAUUUACAAUGCUCGUCUUCAAGCUCUUUUCUGUAACUCCAAAUCAAAUUGGUAGUCCAACCGAGUGAUCCACCGUCGGUAAAUACGGCUGAUCCUCUCAAUAAUUAAGCUUCCCCCAAGCUGGAUUUCUCCCUCUUUUACUAUCUAUAAUUAAGUAGCUUAAUUUUCACGUUGAACGUCACACAUUCACAACACAAAAGGAGUUGGUUAAUUAGCUAGCUAGCUAGCAAUGAAGAGAGUAAUACUGUUUCUUCAGCCGGGCGCAGUAGUACGGAUCACCACAACACUGAUAUUGAUGGCAACAAUCCUUCUCAUGAUCAUGAUCAUGUCGCCGCUGCCGAUCGCAGUCACCGCCGAAUCGGACGACCAUAGAUGUACUGGCUGCACACGUUACACUAGUUGCGGUUGCGACAUAGGACGCUGCUGUAGUCCGUCUGGCUACUGCGGAUCUGGCGAGGGUUACUGUGGUCAUUGUUUCUGUGGGCAUAAAAUUUGCAAUGAUUGUCAUUGCGAUGGAACUUGCUGUGGUAAUUCUGUUGGCGAAGAGCAGCUCCCAGCGUAUCGUAAACAUUACGAAAAUGCCACGCAUGAUGCUGCUGUUGUUGAUCGUCGUCGUCAUCACGGUCGUGAUGACGACGACAAUAUCAUAGUUGCUACCUACGACGACGACGGCGGCAACCAUAACAUAUCUUCAUUGGUUACUAGCCCUAGCGUGACCAAGGUCAGGCCGGUUCAACGGUAUGGUUCGGUUGCAGUUUGUGGACAAUCAACGAUGGUUUCAGCCAAUAGUACGAUUGUUCCCGGCCAAUGCCUAGAGGUGACAAAUGUUGAAAAUGGCAAGCAGGCAAUGGUGAGAGUUACCGGCCGUCAUAAACAAUACCAUUGCAGCAACACAAGUUUGGUGGUGGAUCAUGGUGUUUUUCGACAGCUCGUGGGAAGGAGCAGCGGCCAUGGAGAUCCACAAGCUCGUCACUUUCCAAUCAGUUACAAGUAUGUGCGUUGCAUGAGCAUCUGCAAUUAACGGAGUCAACGAAGCACUUGUUAGUGUUGUGGUUCACGAUUGAACAUCUCCCUACAAUUCGAGUUAAUGGGAUCAACUGGUUCUUGACAACACUAUCCCUGUUUAUGAAAUAAUACGGAGCCUAUAUUUCUGUUUUAAGUGGCAUUCAACCUAAUGGGUAUUGAACCAAUCAAUUUAAUUUGAUUUGGACGAUGCGAGUUAAACUCGGUGUUAACGAGCUUUGAUUUGGCAGUGAGUUUUAGCCGAUUUUGUAAUUGACAGGUUGGGUCGGGUGUGAAGUUAGUUAAAAACUCGGUCCGUUUUCCAAUUGACCCACAUCUAAAAAAGCAAAAAAAUCGACCCUACCAAAGUGGGUAAUUGAAUCAACCUAAUCUGAUUCAGAGAACAAGAAUUGAACCCUGUGUUGACGAGGUUUAGGUAGAAAGAGAGUUUUAUUCGCACGUCCAGCGAAUAGAAAAACAAAUUAAAUAUUGUUCGUAUGUUUAAGUAAUGAACAGUAAAAGAUACGUGCGCUUUUAAUUAUAUAAUAAUAAUAAUAGUAUUUGGAUGUGAAAUACAUAUUUAGUGCAUUACUUGUGAAUUUCAACUACGAGAAAUUUUACAAUGCUAUAUAGUAUUGGUGCUAUAGGUUUUUGUCUUUAUGGUACAACUUAAAAUUGUACAUUUACGUUAUGGUACAACUUCAGAUUGUACCUAUACUUUUUGCACAAAUUCUUUUAUGAUAUAACUUGAACUUGUACCUUUAUGUGAUGGUACAACUUCAAGUUGUAAAGUUGUACCAUAACAUAAUGGUACAAAUUGCUUUAUGGUACAACCUAAACUUAUACAUUUAAUGUUAUGGUACAACUUUGAGAUGUACAUUAAAACACCAAUACUAUAUAGCAUAGUAGAAGUGCUCUUCAACUACAUAUCAACAACGAGAGAUUUAAAUUUUCUCAUAGCAACUGGAACUCUUUUGUAAAAUUUUAGAAAUUCAGAUACAAUAUUGUAAGGAAAAUAUAUAAAGGCACAUCACUCGGUAGUGAUGUAUAUGUAAAAUUUUGCUUUCUCGUGAGCUGUAAAAGAAAAGCUUUUGUAGGAGAUUUUCUACACGUAAAACCAGUUUCUGUGUUGUCCAAGGAUAAAAGCUUCGAGGACUUGAUUGUAACUCUUGUAAUAGAUAAAUGAUUAAUAUGUAAUAUUUAUUUUAUUCAUCUUCUUAAUAGGACAUUUAGGAUAUAUAUAUAGUGGCUACUUUGGUACACUCAUUUUUUUUUUUGUGCACUCAGUGCACCCAUUUCUAAAAGUGUCUAUAGUACAUCAAAUUUUGAACUUUAAUUAGUACUGUCAAUCUAACAUAUGAUGAUAUGACAUAGAAUCAUAACAAAUCAAUCUAUUACCCUAACCCCUUAACCUUUAAUUUUGAAUUCCAAUGCAAAAUCCCAAACCCUAAACCCUAACCCUAAACCCCUAAAUACUAAAUCCUUCAAAUUAAAGUAAAUCUUAAAUGAUUUUUUUUAAUUCAUGGGCUUAUUGUUCAUAAUAUCAUAAGCAACAAUUGAUACCAUUUUGACAUGAAUCGCAUGCUCAGAAUGAUGAUUAUGAGGUGGGUGUGUCGAAUACGCCACCAUAUAUUAUUAGAAUUAUUAAGGCACAAGAUUUUUAACUGUUGCUUACGAAAAGAACGGGUUAGCUUUUAAAUUCGGGUUACUGUUCAUAAACAAUUAAACACUCUUUUCUUUUAAUUGUCUGUGGCCGUGUGUAGCUAAACCACAUGUGAGCUGUAUGGCGGUUGUCCAAGCAUCUCAAUGCAGCCCUCUACUUUUUGAACCCAUGCCUUUUUCCUUCAAUACCAUUACCAUUCCUAAUCAAUUAGUCAUGUACGAAACAAUAACACGAUCAAGAUUGAGAUUAACGGGGAGGAAUGAUGAAAUCAAUUAUUAGAAUUGUA